AUGGAUAACAAAGGCAAAUCCAAGGCCAUUGACGGUUACGUGCAAACAACAUCCCAUUUCCAUCGUGGCAGCGGGAUAGACAGUGGCAAAGAGAUAUGGGAGGACGAUGCUGCCACCAUUGCUCUUGGCGGCCGUCAACGUGACAUGAGCCUUUUCCUCAGCUUCUUAGAUGAACAGGAUGAUCCAAAGAGCGAAGAAGAGUCGACUCUACACAAUCAGAAGUUGCUCCAAAUUGGUGACACAUACAUAAAUCCAUUUCAGCCUGUGAACUCUUCUGCCUCUACUACAAACACUGUUGUCAAGGAUUAUACUGAGCUACACUCCCAAAUUCCACUACCGAAUAUGGAUGUCAUUCAAGAUUUGUGUGCACAGUCAUCAUCAUCUUCUUUAGGGAUUGUUCCUAGUAAUUUUGCUAAUAUGAUGGCGAUACAGGAGGCAUGCCUUCGUGCGUUGAUUGACCCAGAUCAGGAAGUAUCAUACAGGUUAUGGCGUCAGUCCCGUGAGGCUUUGAAGAAUCACUAUGCUCUUGACGUUGAGAUGGCAUGUUCUAUGGGGCAUGUGCCAAAUAUAAAUGCUCCUGGGAAUUCCGAGUUCAAUUCACUUCUUAAGCUGAUCAAGAAUCCAGUAAACCAGUCUAUGCGGCUCAUUAAUGUCAAGGGCCACGUAUCUGCUCUCAGUGCUGACCCAAUUGGGAGCUGCUUUAUACAGCAGAAACUUGACGAAGCAACAACUGGAGAGAUAGUUAUGCUAUAUAAAGAAAUCACUCCUAGCAUCCUUACACUGGCCACUAUUGCCUUUCCCACUUAUGUUGUCCAAAAGCUUCUUGAGCAUGGACCGCCAGUCUACUUCAGGAUACUAAUUGCUAAUCUAAUGGGGCAUGUGUUAGACCUAAGCCUUCAUCUCUAUGGUUGCCGGGUGAUCCAGAAGGCUUUUGAAAUAAGCGAAAUUGAUCAACAAAUAGAGAUGGCCAAGGAGCUUGAUAGCAACCUAUUCAAAUGUAUCUGUGAUCAACAUGCAAACCAUGCCGUUCAGAAAUGCAUGGAGUGUGUGCAGCCGCAAUAUAUCCAAUUCAUCUAUAGACGUUUAUGUGGCAAGGCCAAGAUGUUAUCCACCCAUCCUUACGGAUGCCAUGUGGUUCAGAAAAUGUUGGAGUUUUGCAAGGAUCCUAAAUUUAUGGACAGGUUUAUCAUGGAGAUUCUAGAUUGUGCAAGGGAGUUGUCUGUAGACCCAUAUGGAAACUAUGUUGUGCAGUACAUUGUGGAGCAUGGGGGGCCUCGUCAUCGAGAAAUUAUUAUGUUGAAAUUUGCUGGGAGAAUAGUACAGAUGAGCCACCAGAAGCACUCUUCCAAAGUCAUUGAGAAGUGCCUAAUCUAUGGCAGCUACCACGAUUGCAAGCUUCUCAUAAAUGAGAUCCUUUGUGUAGGCGGUGGUCAAACUGCAGAUCAUAUUGUGGGCAUGAUAGUCCACCAGUAUGCAAACAAUGUGGUGCGGCAGAUGAUUGACGUGGUGAACGAUUGGCAGUUCAACGUGAUCGUGGAUGUGUUGAGGCGCAACAGGGACACUUUGGUCAUGUAUGCCCAAGGGAGGCAGGUCAUCGCGCAGGUCGAGAGGCUCCUCAAUGGCAUGGCACCGUCCCCUGACUCCCUUGUGCAAACAUUGUCGUCCCAGUUCAUCUAG
Molecule: messenger RNA, 1677 nt
Organism: Triticum urartu
Lineage: Eukaryota; Viridiplantae; Streptophyta; Magnoliopsida; Poales; Poaceae
Biological process (GO): post-transcriptional regulation of gene expression
Cellular component (GO): cytoplasm
Molecular function (GO): mRNA binding
Source: RefSeq, a predicted model, not a curated record